AUGUCAAUAAUACAAUCUCAGAAUAAUACAAAUCGUCAAAAUGGAAAUAUCAAACAAUGGAUUGAUGGUAGAAGACAAUUUAAUGAAAAUCCAAAAGAAGGUAUACGUUGGCUUGUUGAUAAUAAUCUUAUUCAAAAUACACCAGAACAUGUGGCUACGUUUCUAUUCAAUGAAACAGGUUUAAGUAAACGUGCAAUUGGUGAUUAUCUUGGAGAAAAAGAUGAUUCUCAUAUUGAAGUUCUCAAACAGUUUGCUCAUAUGUUUGAUUUUUUCUCGACUGAUAUUGUUGAAGCUCUGAGACGUUAUUUAUUUACAUUUCUUCUUCCUGGUGAAGCACAAAAAAUCGAUCGAAUUAUGGAAGCUUUUGCUCAACGUUAUUAUGAAUGUAAUCCAGAUCUAUAUGCUAAUGCUGAAGUAUGUUUUAUUCUAUCAUUUGCUAUUAUUAUGUUAAAUACAUCAUUACAUAAUAAAAGUGCUCGUUGUGGUGGACCAUUUACAUGUGAAAAAUUUAUCAGUAGUUUACAUGAAGCUAUUCUACGUCAACAUAUGCCCGAGACAAAUCUAAUCAAAAAUAUUUAUGAUAAUAUUAAAAACAAUGAAUUGAAAUUUCCUGAUGAUGAUAUUGAUUUAUCGAAUGUUAGCGCAAGAAUUAAAGAGGGUGGUUCUACAAUAAUUAAAGAAGGAUGGUUAUGGAAACAAGGUGGUCGUGUUCGACAAUGGAAACGACGAUGGUUUAUUAUAACAGACGGUUUUCUUUUCUAUUAUGAAUCUAGAACAGAAGUUGAUAAUCCUCGUGGUAUAAUACCAUUAAUUGAUAUUGGUGUUCGAGAAAUUGAAGAUGAUCGUACAAAACAAUUUUGUUUUGAACUUUUUCCACUUGCUGGAGAAAAAGUUAAAACAACAAAACCUACACUAGGUGAAAUAGGAAAAGCUACUGAAGGUCAUCAUACUGUUUAUCGAAUGUCAUCAUCAUCAGAAGAAGAACGUAAAGAUUGGAUUCGUGCAUUACGUAUUGGAAGUCAAAAUGAAUUACCUAAACAGCGAUCAUCUUAA
Molecule: messenger RNA, 1053 nt
Organism: Rotaria sp. Silwood2
Lineage: Eukaryota; Metazoa; Rotifera; Eurotatoria; Philodinida; Philodinidae
Source: the annotation of a GenBank genome assembly